Molecule: messenger RNA, 1473 nt
Organism: Pseudomyrmex gracilis
Lineage: Eukaryota; Metazoa; Arthropoda; Insecta; Hymenoptera; Formicidae
Gene: Roe1
Product: grpE protein homolog, mitochondrial
Exons: 5
Coding region: 280-978 (232 amino acids)
Biological process (GO): protein folding; protein import into mitochondrial matrix
Cellular component (GO): PAM complex, Tim23 associated import motor
Molecular function (GO): adenyl-nucleotide exchange factor activity; protein homodimerization activity; protein-folding chaperone binding
Source: RefSeq, a predicted model, not a curated record
UGAACAUGUGUACAUUUGACACACGUAUCCUGAUUGGUUGAAUGAUCGAAUUAGUUGUUACAACAUUUGGCUGCGUUCCGAUAUUCACUGCCAGUACUGAAAAUCUAUAGCACAUGUGUGACGUGGAAUAUAGAUUUUUGGUACUGGCAGUAAAUAUCGAAACACAGAUAUUACAUGCUGUGAGCUGUGAUUAGUAUUGUGAUCGUUCGUGCGACAUAUAUUUCGUCAUCCACUGCGCUGACGUCCGUUUCCGAGGUUUGGUUGAAUCACGAGUAAAUUAUGGCAUCGAUUGUUAUACCGGCGACAUUGCGAUUUAAUCGCGUGAUUGUUGAAAGUUUAUAUCAUGUAAAUAAAAGAAGCAUACGUAGAGCGUCAGUUUCUGCUUUCUCUUGGCAGAAAAGACAUUAUGGUACGGCGGAAGAGAAGAAACCAGAUACCAGUAAUAUACCUCCACCAGAGGAACUCACAGAAAAUGAAAAGAAGCUAAAGAUAAAACUGGAGCUCCUCAACAAGGAACUUGCAGAAGUAAAAGAAUCUAAAAAUAUACUGGAUGAUAAAUAUAAGAGAGCACUAGCUGAAGGAGAAAAUAUCAGAAUUAGACUCACUAAGCAGAUUAACGAUGCCAAACUUUUUGGUAUCCAAGCAUUCUGUAAAGAUCUCUUAGAUGUAGCUGAUAUAUUAGGGAAAGCUACUGAAAGUGUACCAAAGGAUGAAAUAUCAGAAAAAAAUCCACAUCUCAAGAGUUUGUAUGAAGGAUUAACAAUGACUGAAGCUCAACUGCUUAAAGUCUUUCAGAAACAUGGUGUAGUUUCAAUUAAUCCAAUAAAUGAACAAUUUGAUCCUAAUGAGCAUGAAGCAUUGUUUCAGCAAGAGGUUGAGGGCAAAAAACCUGGAACAAUUGUAGUUGUGUCAAAAAUAGGUUACAAAUUGCACGAAAGGAUAGUGAGACCAGCAUUAGUGGGUGUUGCUAAAGGAUAAACAUCUGAUGUAAAGGAGUGAUGAUUGUUUCUGCGGAAAAUGAUGAACUCCAGAACAAAACGAGAAACCGGCAUGAGAACUUGAUCCACGAAGGCAGACUACUAUUCAUAGAUCACACAGCAAUCAUGAUUCAGCUUCAACAUCGACGAUUUAUAUGACAAACUUUCACUGUUCUCAUCUUAUUAUGCUAUAGCAGACAGUCAUCCAAACAAAUUCUUGUCUCUCUCGACAAGAUACGCCUGAUCACUUCUCGCAAAGACAAACACAUUUGCUUGAUCGCCAGAUGAACGUAUCUUUCGAGAAAGUUUACAAAUUGGUAUUUCAAGAUACAACCGAUUUGGAAUAAGUUUAAUUUAAUACGUAAGCUGUUGCUUUAAAAGCAAAAGCAUUUUGCAUAACUUGUUACACGAAGUGUUCUGAAUGAGGUGUGUAAAGGUAUAAAAAUAGACUAUAGAUAUAUAGAGUAGUAAGAAUAUUUUUUUUGCAUCAUCUUUC